AUGUUGACUUUGCUGUCUUUCGCUGCGCUGGCAUUCCUGCCGUCGGCGAACGCGCUCGUGAGGAAGGAGAACGUGGGGAGACUUCCUGCUUUGGGUUGGAACUCGUGGAAUGCCUUUGGCUGCGAUGUGGAUUCCACCAAGAUCAUGACUGCCGCGAACGAGAUGGUGAAGCUUGGUCUGAAGGACCUUGGAUAUGAAUAUGUGAACAUUGAUGACUGCUGGUCCGUCAAGGACACGCGCAAUUUGACGACCAAACGCAUUAUCCCGGAUACCUCCAAAUUUCCAGGGGGAAUUUCUGGGGUUGCUGAUCAGGUGCAUGACCUGGGGUUGAAAAUCGGUAUUUAUAGUAGUGCUGGGGAGACUACUUGUGCCGGGCAUCCCGCUAGCUUGGGGUAUGAGCAGGUCGAUGCAGAGGCUUUCGCGGAGUGGGGAAUCGACUACCUCAAGUAUGAUAACUGCGGGGUCCCCAGUAACUGGACUGACCAGUAUACCGCCUGUGUCCCCGAUGGGUCUGGCAACUUCCCUAAUGGGACUUGUCCUGACCUCUCAAACCCGGCUCCGGCCGGUUAUGACUGGGCACAGUCUAAGACCUUCACGCGCUAUACUAUGAUGCGUGAUGCUCUCUUGGCCCAGGACCGCACCAUCUUGUAUUCACUCUGUGAUUGGGGCCAGGCUGACGUGAACACCUGGGGCAAUGAGACGGGCAACUCGUGGCGUAUGUCGGGCGACAUCCAAGCAAAUUGGCCUCAUGUCGCUGAGAUUGCCAACGAGAAUAGCUUCAGGAUGAACUAUGUUGGAUUCUGGGGCCACCCGGAUCCUGAUAUGCUCGAAGUUGGAAAUGGAAACCUCACAAGCGAGGAGAACCGAGCACACUUUGCUUUGUGGGCAGUCAUGAAGUCACCAUUGAUUAUUGGCACUGCGCUCGACAACAUCACCGAUGCUAAUCUGGCUGUCCUAAAGAACCAGUACUUGAUCGACUUCCACCAGGAUCCCGUUGUGGGACGCUCUGCUCACCCUUACAAGUGGGGAUACAACCCUGACUGGACUUUUGAUCCUGUCCACCCUGCUGAGUACUGGUCGGGUCCAUCCUCUACUUUGGAGGGAACCUUGGUGUUGAUGUUGAAUUCGGAGGACUCUACUUCGACUCGUAUUGCCUCGUGGAACGAGAUUCCAGAACUGAAGGGCCAUGACGCGUAUCAGGUGAUUGAUGCCUGGAGCGGCGAGGAUCUUGGGUGUGUCAAGGAGGCAUACAGUACCUCGUUGGCCAGCCAUGACGUGGCUGUGCUCGUGGUGAAGGGGGCCUGUUAA
Messenger RNA from Penicillium canariense, 1308 nucleotides. RefSeq names its product glycoside hydrolase family 27 protein. NCBI's taxonomy places the organism in Eukaryota, Fungi, Ascomycota, Eurotiomycetes, Eurotiales, Aspergillaceae. The transcript has 7 exons. Gene Ontology annotation, biological process: carbohydrate metabolic process. Bases 1 to 1308 code for a protein of 435 amino acids. The record is from RefSeq and is a predicted model, not a curated record. Gene Ontology annotation, molecular function: hydrolase activity, hydrolyzing O-glycosyl compounds.